Molecule: messenger RNA, 1081 nt
Organism: Triticum urartu
Lineage: Eukaryota; Viridiplantae; Streptophyta; Magnoliopsida; Poales; Poaceae
Source: RefSeq, a predicted model, not a curated record
CUCUCUUUCCCUCUCUCUCUCUCUCGCCCCCGCUGCUGCCUGCUAUGCCCCAGCAGCUAUUGGAGCUCAGCCAUCCAGAAGUAGCAGAGCGCUGGCUAGCUUUGGUAGCUGUUCGUCGAUAAGAGCCCCCUCCCGCUUCCCGCACGCCACAUAUAGCAAUCUUUGCUGUUGCCUCCCGAUCCGCUGUACUUCCGGCAUCGCAGGCCAAGGAUUGCCACCGAUCCAUCGUUUGUUUUCCUCUAGCGCCAGGAGAGCUCCAUCUUCUUCUUUUUUGCUGAGAUUGGUGCUGCUGCUUGGAGUAGACGCCAGCUUUGUGGCAGAUUUGUAGAACUUUAGCUGGAUUAUCUUAGCACAAGGUGUCUCUGUAAAACACUCCAGUUUCAGUAAGCAAACUGAUACUGAUAGAGUAGAAGCAGCCGCUUCAGUGGUUGCCCAAACCAAUCUAUAGUUCUUGCUGCUGCUGCUGCUGCUGAGUUGAACCAACCAAUGGGUAGAGGAAGAGGCAGAGGCAGAGGAAGGACGGCGGCCAUUGCCAGGAGCCAUGAAGACAAAGGAAGCAGCGGUGAAGAGGUCGUGCCUGCAAGAAAGAGGAGAGGGAGGCCGCAGAAGCACUUCGCCGAUAAAACCGAACAGGUUGAUGUUGAGAAUUUCGUAGAAGAUGUCGAUGGCGGCGAUGAAGAUGGCAAAGAUGUUAAACUGAAUGCAAGUGCUGGUGUGAAGAGAGGCAGGCCACUGAAGGAGAGCCCCAACAUGGUCCUGGAAGAGAACAGCAAUUCCAGCGUUCGAUCAAGCAGCGAUGAAUCGGCCAGGACCAAUGGGUUCAGGCAGAUUGGGAACCGGAGGAAGAGCACGCCCCGGCGAGCAGCGGAGGCAGGGCUGGAAUGCAAGUAGCAAUGAGCAGUGCCAUGCCAAUCCAUCCAUGCGAUUUUCGGUGCCAGGUAGCCUUCAUAAUUUGUUUCAAAUGUAAACAUGACAUGCACCGAGUGCUGAAAUUCGUGUGUUUAUGUGGACGCAAAAUGUAUGAACUGAUGAUAGAACACCUACGGAAUCUUGUUCAGCUGUUGUAGGCUGAUUACUACUA